AUGCUUGCCGACCAGACGACAACGCUCUCGCCGACCGGCUUCGAGACUUUGGACGUGGGCGGCUGGCAGGUCGUCGUCACCGACGGACACGCGGUGCUGCCCGAAGGCAUGACGCACUUGCCGGACCGGGCGUUCCGCAACCGCACCUCUCUCGUCUCGGUCGCCUUCUCGCGCAGCCUUGCCUCGAUCGGCAGCGGCGCCUUCGAGGGCUGCUCCUCGCUCUCCUCCAUCGACCUCCCUGCUGGCCUCGUCGCCAUCAACAACUACACCUUCCGCGGCUGCUCCGCCCUCCCCUCCGUCACCCUCCCCGCCGGGAUCACCUCCAUCGGCAUGGGCGCCUUCGCCCGCUGCCCCUUCAUCACCACCGCCACCCUCCCCGCCGGCCUCACCUCCAUCGGCCCCAGCGCCUUCCACCUCUGCUCCUCUCUCACCCACGUCACCCUCCCUGCCGGUCUCACCUUCAUCGGCGAGGCCGCCUUCUUCCGCUGCUCCUCUCUCACCCGUGUCACCUUCCCUGCCGGCCUCACUUCCAUCAGCGCUGCUGUUUUCUCCGGCUGCUCCGCCCUCGCCCGCGUCACCCUCCCCGCCACCCUCACCUCCAUCGGCGACUGCGCCUUCGACGCCUGCGAGGCCCUCGGCUCCGUCACCUUCCCCGCCGGCCUUACCUCCAUCGGCGAAGCCGCCUUCGAAGGCUGCCCCUCGCUCGCCUCCGUCACCGUGCCAGCCACCGCCGAGAUCGGCGACGCGGCCUUCGAC
Emiliania huxleyi CCMP1516 is the source of this 756-nucleotide messenger RNA. RefSeq lists its product as hypothetical. Lineage: Eukaryota; Haptophyta; Isochrysidales; Noelaerhabdaceae. The record is from RefSeq and is a predicted model, not a curated record. The annotation marks the transcript as partial. The transcript has a single exon.